Molecule: messenger RNA, 1321 nt
Organism: Lingula anatina
Lineage: Eukaryota; Metazoa; Brachiopoda; Lingulata; Lingulida; Lingulidae
Product: BRISC and BRCA1-A complex member 2
Biological process (GO): double-strand break repair
Cellular component (GO): BRCA1-A complex; BRISC complex
Source: RefSeq, a predicted model, not a curated record
CAUUUUGAUUUCCGCUUCCGUUUAUUAGAUGGGAUGUGAUAUGUGAGGAUUAUUUUUGAAAUUUAUUUGCCAUGGGUACUAAUUUACCCAAUAUUUUUGCCCCAAAGAUUGCAACAUUCGUAGAAUCUCUCCUGACUGAAGGAAAAGUUGGAAUAUGUGCUGGGUCUGUGCGGGUAACAGACAUAAAAUCAGGGGCUCCAUCUCUGACCAACAUACCAUGUGGUGAUAGAUUUAAAGUGGUUAUUCCCUAUGCUGGAAAUUCUCUCACGUGGGAGAUUAUAUUCAACAGUUGUUCUCCAGAUGAUCCACCAGAUUUCCUUUUUAGUGCAGAAGACAAGGACUUUUGGCCACAAAUUGAAAAUAUAAGUCAUUUAGCCAAUUGGGACAAUACAAAUCCCAGGUCUCUUUUUCUGGUCAUACAAGAACUGUUGGAAGAAUACAAAAAAUAUCACCAGUCUCUGAAGGAUGAGAAUGCCAGACUGCAGUGGGAAUAUAAUGCUUUGAUGGAGCAGGAUAACUUUAGUCCAGAGAAUGUGGAAGUUUGGGUCAAUAAAAAGGGCAAUAGACUAGGCCCUAUCAAUUUUCUGAUGAGGUUGGAUGUAGAUUUCUCCAAAAUACCACCCUACCUUAUAGGAUGCAGUCCUGGUGAAGACUCUGCAGUCCUAUUGGUAACAUUCCAGUACCCAGACGGAGGGAAAGUCUUACCACAGUUGUACUUGUCACCCAGAGUGGAACAUGCCCUAGGUGGUGCAGCUAACCUUAGAAUUCCUGCUUUCCCCAGUGGAGGUUGCCUGAUAGAUUAUGUGCCAAAUGUUAGAGAGUUGCUGAAAAAUAAGGUUGAUCAGAUUGUACAAGGACAUGACAGAAGGAAAGAAUAUGUAGCAGCUUGCCUUAGUGCAUUUGGGAGGUCAAUUAUAGAAUAUGAUGCUGAAAGCUUUUUCAAGAUUUCAUUUCUACUGGAAUGGAAUGAUUUCUUUUUCAUAGUGCACAUCGAGUUACCCCUGUACUUCCCAGUGGACAGUCCCUCUCUCACUGUACAGUCAGUCUACCAUGAGUCCGGGGGAAGACCAUACAGUAAAGUGACCAGGGAGUACCCCUAUAGUCCAAGGUGGUCUGGGAAUGAAAUGGUAGAAAGAGUCAGAACAUAUCUGCUUGAAAAUAUUGCAGCUUUUCAAAGGGCUUCAGUACAGAAUGGCAGUCUUUCAUGACUGAGAUGGACUGAAGUUGGCAAGUUCUUCCUGCCUCUAUAAAAAAUAAACCUGCAUUUGCCUUUGCCAUUGAAUGGCAGUUUGAGACAGCAUUACUGGCGGUUCUAUCUGGU